Ostertagia ostertagi is the source of this 249-nucleotide messenger RNA. NCBI's taxonomy places the organism in Eukaryota, Metazoa, Nematoda, Chromadorea, Rhabditida, Trichostrongylidae. The record is from the annotation of a GenBank genome assembly.
AUGUGCUAUACGGACUUCUGCAAUCGACUCGUGAACAAAAGCAAAGAAUCAGAAAAGCCAAUUUAUCCGCUUCUACCCGAUGCUCAAUUUCUUAAACAUAAUCCGCUUCUGGAUUAUCAAGACCACACCGGCGACUCUGGCGAGGGUGACGGAGCCGUUCCCAUGCCCGAGAACGUCAUGUUCCCAGCUGCUAUGACGGCAGAUCCCCGAACAGCUGGAAGUGCUGACGAUGAAGGUAACGCUUCGUGA